Molecule: messenger RNA, 1437 nt
Organism: Pseudozyma flocculosa PF-1
Lineage: Eukaryota; Fungi; Basidiomycota; Ustilaginomycetes; Ustilaginales; Ustilaginaceae
Exons: 1
Coding region: 1-1437 (478 amino acids)
Cellular component (GO): extracellular region
Source: RefSeq, a predicted model, not a curated record
AUGUUCUCGCACGCCUCGCUCAGGGCGCUCUCGAUCGCCAUCCUGUGCGCCGUUCUGCUGGCUCAGGAGAGCUCCGCAUCACUGCAGAAGCGCCACCGCGUCCGCUCGCAUUCGUCGCUGGCCAAGCGCGUCGCCUCGCCCGAUCCCGCACCCAGCUGGUUCUCCAACUCCUGGAGCACCUCUAGCCAGAGCAACACCCUCAACGGAGACACGACGGGUGGCGGCCAUUUCACCUCGAACAAGAAGUCGUCGGACCAGCCCGAUGGCAACAGCUUCUUCAAGUCCUGGAGCUUUGGCUCCCCCGGCGGCGACGACAACAGUGGCUUGAGCCAGAUGUUUGGCCAGCUCUACGGAGGAAAGAAGCAGGGCGGUUCCGAUGCGCCACAGCAGACCCAGCCGCAGGAGGAGCAGGAGCAAGACAAGACCGCCACGCCCAUCAAUGACAACAAGCACAAGACGAUGCAGGGCGAGCAGCCCGCCGGACAGCAGGCCAACUCGGGCAGCACGGCUGGCCAGGGCGCCGACGGCGCUGCUGCUGGCGAUAAAGGCGGCAGCAACGACAACGGAGGCAGCACAGGGUCCAACACCUCGACCAGCACUUCGACGUCGAGCCACAGCCACUCGCACUCGUCGUCGUCGGCGUCGCACUCGUCGUCCUACUCGUUCAGCUCGAGCAGCUGGUACGAGGUGACGAGCAACCAGGAGCUCCACGCCCCCUUCCAGCCCUACUCGAAGGUCACCUGGACCGCCGGCAGCCAGCAGUCGGGCGCCGUCAGCGUCGAUGGCUUCUCGAUCCAACGACCCGCGCCCGCCGCCACGUGCAACCAGAGGUUCCCCUACCACGGCCAGGCCGACGACAGCGACAACGGCAAGGACCAAAAGUACCUCGAGGCCUACACCGGCCAGCUCGACGCGGUGCACCAGAUGGCGCUCGACAUGCACAACAAGGAGCGCCAGAGGUACGGCUUCCCCAAGCUCGCCUGGAACUCGGAGCUGGCCGACUUCGCCGCGUGCUGGGCCGACCUUAAGCCCUACGGCCACUCGGAGCGCCUCUUCAUCGCCAACGGCGAAAACAUCGGCGAAGGCUACGGCGCCGGCUGCUACGACAAGCCCGAGGACGCCAUGGCCUCGGUCAUCAACGGCUUCCUCGACGAGGACCGCAGCUUUGCCCAGUCCGGCUCCAUCGGCACCGACACGGGCCACUAUACCCAGAUUAUGUGGAAGUCGACGCAGACCAUGGGCUGCGCCCUCGCAGCGCGGGCUGGCGGCUUCAUGGGCAACGGCGGCACCGACUCCUUCUACGUCACCUGCACCUACUACCCUGGCGGCAACAUCCUGAGCCGCGUCGAGAUCCAGCGCAACCUGCCGCAGCAGGUCAAACCCCCGGCCCAGCUGCGCUCGUCGUGCUCGGCCAACAUCGUCCACACCCGCAAGUAG